AUGGCACCAUACACUACACUAUGGCUCCCCAGGUACCACAGAGGUUCCGCUCUGUCUCCCCCCCGUAUCCCUUUCAGACCACGCUGGCCUCUACUUAAAGCGACUCGUCGCCCACUGAACAACUGGCCUUUCCACACACUUCACGCUGACUCAUACUCUCCUGCCGGUCUGGUCUCCGGUGCCGAUCGUGAUGAUAACGUCGUUUCCAUCUUGAUCUCAGACACACAUCUUCUUGUUUCACGUCCGGCACCGGUUAUCCAUUUGACCUUGUCAACAAUGGCGGACACUAUCAACCCGAUGGACACUUUGCCCACCUCCCCAGAUCGGGAGCUCUACUCCGUCUCCCCCGCAGAUACAUCACUGGACUCACCCGAGCCCGAAGAUGAUAUCAAGGAAGAGGAUGACGAGAAGAAGCCCACAAAGAAAAGAAAGUCAUGGGGACAAGAACUCCCCACCCCCAAAACAAACCUCCCCCCUCGCAAACGCGCCAAGACAGACGAUGAGAAGGAGCAGCGUCGGAUAGAACGGGUUCUCCGGAAUCGCGCGGCAGCUCAAACAUCCCGAGAGCGCAAGCGCCUGGAGAUGGAGAAGCUGGAGACCGAGAAGAUUCGCAUGGAGCAACAGAACCAGUUCUUGAUCCAGCGUCUCUCCCAAAUGGAGACGGAGAACAACCGCCUGAGCCAACAAGUGGCCCAGCUCUCCGCCGAGGUCCGUGGGUCGCGCAGUGUGACCCCCAAGGCCAGCUCCCCCGCCAUCGAAUCCCCAACUCUCACCCCCACUCUCUUCAAACAAGAAGGCGAUGAACUCCCCAUGGAGCGCAUCCCCUUCCCCACCCCCUCCGCCACCGACUACUCCCCCACUCUUAAGCCCUCCACUCUGGCUGAGGCCUCCGACGUGACACAACAUCCUGCCGCGGUGUUGUGCGACCUGCAGUCUCCUCUUUCUGACGAUGACUUCCGCCGCCUGUUCCACGGUGAUUCACCCGCUGAGCCAAAUUCUUCUUUCCCUGAAGACGGGUUCGCCUUUGACGUUCUCGACGGAGGAGAUCUAUCGGCAUUUCCCUUUGAUUCUAUGGUUGAUUUCGACCCCGAGUCUGUCGUCCUCGAAGGCGUCACCGGUCUUUCGGAUGAGACUUCUCACCAGACUGUUAGCUUGCAGCCCAGCCAUGGCGCGUCCACUUCGCGAUGCGACGGGCAGAGCAUUGCAGCAAGCGGUUAG
Messenger RNA from Penicillium olsonii, 1218 nucleotides. Lineage: Eukaryota; Fungi; Ascomycota; Eurotiomycetes; Eurotiales; Aspergillaceae. The record is from the annotation of a GenBank genome assembly.